CGAACAGGGUCCACUGGGUUCCGGCGGUGCUAAGGUGAAACUCGACCUCAUAUCCCAACUACCAGCGCCUUCAACCGUGACACGACCCGAACGUGCUCCACCGCUUUAACAACCUGCUCUAUAUUACAGCAGAAAUGGUGUUCAACGUUCACUAUAUGCUACUCCUCCCACCUGCUAAACCUAACUCUGUUUCCUCCCCAAUUCCCGUGCUUGAAAUCACAACCAGUGCUGCGAAUACUGAGAGAGAUGAGCCCGACCAAGCGGGGAACCGAAGAAGCGGUGGCCGGAGACAACAAGCAAGUCAUCUUCAAGGGAUACAUAGAAGGGAUUCCUAAAUUAACGGACAUGGAGCUCGUCGUCGGGAACCGGCCGGUCAAUCUGCCGGACAGCGACGGAGGAGGAGCGGUGAUGCUUGUGAAGAAUCUCUACCUUUCCUGCGAUCCUUACAUGAGAGGCCGCAUGCGUGACUCUCGCGACUCCUACAUUCCUCCUUUUCUUCCUGGCUCGGUUAUAGAAGGAUUCGGUGUGUCCAAGGUUAUAUCUUCAAGUCAUCCAGACUAUAUGCCGGGUGACCUGAUCUCUGGUUUCACUGGUUGGGAAGAGUAUAGUUUGAUACGAAGGACUGAUCAGCUCAGGAAAAUUCAAGCAGACAGUGAUAUCCCACUCUCCUACCACCUCGGCCUCCUAGGUAUGCCAGGAUUUACAGCUUAUGCUGGAUUUUAUGAGGUCUGUAAACCAAAAAGUGGGGACUACGUUUUUGUCUCUGCCGCCUCCGGAGCAGUAGGACAGCUUGUCGGGCAACUUGCUAAGCUACAUGGAUGCUAUGUUGUAGGAAGUGCAGGGACAAAAGAGAAAGUUGAUCUUCUAAAAGAUAAGAUGGGAUUUGAUGAGGCGUUUAACUACAAGGAGGUUACAGACCUUGAUUCUGCUCUAAAAAGAUACUUCCCAGAAGGGAUUGAUGUUUACUUUGACAACGUGGGAGGCCCGAUGCUAGAUGCAACACUUCUCAACAUGAGGAUUCAUGGGAGGAUAGCUGUCUGUGGGGUUGUGUCUCAGCAGAGCGCCACUUAUGCACAUCACAAUCUGGCCAAUCUCAUCACAAAGCGGGUGACGAUGGAAGGGUUUCUGCAGAGUGAUUAUCUGCACUUGUUUCCCAGGUUUCUUGAAGAUGUCAAACGUUUAUACAAGCAAAGGAAGAUUGUGUACGUGGAGGACAUGAAUGUUGGCCUGGAAAGUGCUCCGGCUGCUUUUGUUGGGCUUUUCUCUGGGAAAAAUGUGGGUAAGCAGGUCAUUCGAGUUGCUGAAGCUUAACUGUACUUUUCUGGCUGUGGUGGUAUUUCACUGGGUGGUGGCAUAUGAAAUGGGUAAUCACCUGUCCCACCCCAACUAAAGGGAUGAAUUUAUAUGCAAGACAAUCACACAUUAGCUCAUUCAAUAAAACAUGGAGAUGAUUUUGAUUUUCUCCACAUAUGAUGGUAAUAUUUGGAGGUUAAUGGAGGUUAAUUAACAUUGAGCCACAUGAUUAGUUAACGGAGGUUAAUUAUCACUUCGGGCAUGUUCUCUUAGAUUAAAUUAUGCUAGCCUGGUCAAUUUAAAUACUCCGUAUGUUUUAUUGUUUUGGUCCGUGAAGUCUAAUAUGUUCCGAUCGGAUUUGUUUAUUUGGCAAUUGGCAUGUUCUUAUAUGGUUUAGUUGUAAUGUUAUGCGUUGCACAUUUAAUAUGUGUAUUUUAAGUUAUCUUUUUAUACA
Cuscuta epithymum is the source of this 1747-nucleotide messenger RNA. The record is from the annotation of a GenBank genome assembly. NCBI's taxonomy places the organism in Eukaryota, Viridiplantae, Streptophyta, Magnoliopsida, Solanales, Convolvulaceae.